This is a messenger RNA of Hemibagrus wyckioides, 1891 nucleotides long. Its product is annotated as calnexin. The record is from RefSeq and is a predicted model, not a curated record. The transcript has 14 exons. Gene Ontology annotation, molecular function: calcium ion binding. Lineage: Eukaryota; Metazoa; Chordata; Actinopteri; Siluriformes; Bagridae. Gene Ontology annotation, biological process: protein folding. Bases 161 to 1750 code for a protein of 529 amino acids. Gene Ontology annotation, cellular component: endoplasmic reticulum membrane; endoplasmic reticulum.
UUCAGGAAACUUCUCCUGCUCGUGAGUGCAGCGUGACAGAGACCUUCUUCAUGUUCAUCGCUUUUCAUUUGGCUCUCACUUACAGAACAAGAACAAAGGCGAACUUGGGAUUAUAUUUCAGUGUAACAAAAUUCUGGCAUUUUAUCUGGAAAUCCUGACCAUGCUCAUCAGACAGGGGGUGCUCAUUGCUUUCUGUUUCUGUUUGACUGUGAUUGUAGGCAGAGAGGAGCAGAGCAUGUACAGCCCAGACACCACUGCAAACCAGGCAUAUUUUGCAGAAACAUUUGACACAAGCCCACUGGAUAGAAAAUGGGUCAUUUCCCAGUCACUGAAAGAAGGAUACUUGGACAUUUAUAAAUAUGAUGGAGAGUGGCAUUUAGAGGAGGCAAAGAAUCAAGCCUCCUCAGGAAAUAAGGGUCUUGUUCUUAAGUCUCCUGGCCGUCAUCAUGCUAUUUCUGCAUACUUACAGACAGUGUACCACUUCAGAGACAAACCUCUUUGUCUACAGUAUGAAGUUUUCUUCCAGAAUGGCAUUGACUGUGGAGGAGGCUACAUGAAGCUGCUGUCUGAUUCAGAUGACCUGCGAUUGAGUCAGUUCAAUGAUGCCACACCUUACACCAUUAUGUUUGGUCCAGACAAAUGUGGAAAUAUAUACAAAGUACAUUUCAUCAUCCGCCAUCGGAACCCACUGACAGGGAUGUAUGAGGAGAAACAUGCCCGGCAGCCUGACACUGACCUGAGUGACUAUUUCACUGACCACAACCCUCAUCUCUACACUCUUAAUUUGUAUCCUGACAACACAUUUGAAAUUCUCAUCGACCAAACACUAAUCAAUAACGGCAGUCUCCUAGAGGACAUGGAUCCUCCAGUGAUGCCUCCCCGUGAGAUAGAGGACCCAGAAGAUACUAAACCCUUUAACUGGGAUGACAGGCGUCGUAUUCCAGAUCCCACCGUAACGAAACCUGAUGACUGGGAUGAAGAAGCACCUCGACUUAUUCCUGACCCCACAGUGUUCAAACCUGCUAGCUGGAUAGAAGAUCAAGAGCCCUUUAUCCCAGACCCCGAGGCUCAGGCUCCACAUGACUGGUCAGAGGAGAUGGAUGGAGAGUGGGAAGCUCCUCUCAUUGCUAACCCUGCCUGCUCCCAUGCUGCAGGCUGUGGGCCAUGGAAGCCUCCCAUGGUGCCCAACCCAGCAUAUAAGGGGAAAUGGAAACCACCUAUGAUUGACAACCCAAAUUAUCAGGGAAAAUGGCAGCCACGAAUGAUCCCUAACCAUGCUUACUUCGAGGACACUCAACCAUUCAGAAUGAGUCCAGUGUCUGCAGUGGGUUUUGAGCUGUGGUCCCUUACUGGAGACGUGCUGUUUGAUAACAUCCUGCUGUGUGACGACCUCAUGAUUGCCAGACGCUGGACAGAGGACACAUGGGGACAAAGGCAGAGACCUGGGAUUGUGGAGAGGUUACUGUUUGCAACAGGAAAGCGUCCCUGGCUCUGGGGUGUGUACGUCUUCACCGUGGGUCUUCCCAUCAUCCUCUUUAUCAGUUUCAUGUGGCCUGAUAAGCGAUUUGGCCCCUCGGAUCAGGAUUAUUACUACAAGAAAAUUGAUGAGCCUCAGCCAGACAGUCCACAGGAUCCAGAGGUCAACACGAGUUUCACUGACAACGGACCCAGUAACUCUACUAGCCUGAGGAAACGGGAGGCCAACAAAGCACAGAAAAAGUCAGACUUGGAAUUAAAGGUCUUCAAAUGAUGCAAACCAAACCUGCAGUUUCCUUGUGGUUUACUGAACUAUUGAGGGAUAAAGCAAUAGAAGAUAGAACAUGAAUGGUUUCUGAAUGUUUAGCUGCUCUAAACAUCUUACUUGCAAUAUCCUAAACUUGAAAACUAUUCA